Impatiens glandulifera is the source of this 1439-nucleotide messenger RNA. RefSeq names its product BTB/POZ and TAZ domain-containing protein 4-like. Gene Ontology annotation, molecular function: protein binding. NCBI's taxonomy places the organism in Eukaryota, Viridiplantae, Streptophyta, Magnoliopsida, Ericales, Balsaminaceae. The record is from RefSeq and is a predicted model, not a curated record. Bases 125 to 1222 code for a protein of 365 amino acids. The transcript has 5 exons.
UUCUGGGUUAGUGUUGUCUUUGAUUUGAUUUCAAGAAUCCAAUCUGGGUUUGUUUUUGACAUUCUUUUCCGAUCUGGGUUUGAUCGAAUCUUUACAGAAAUUGAAACAUUCAUCAUCAUAAUCAAUGGCGGAUACCUCUAGACCAAUUCCAUUGCCUCCUUCAUCUGUUCCAAAAUUAUGUUCAUUCAUUAACAACAGAUCAAACUUACAAAGUGUUCAAACCAGAGGUUUAUUGGAUCGAAUGUUUGAUGAAGCUUAUAGGGCAGAUGUUUCGAUUCAAACAGAUAACGAUGGAUUAAUCCUUGCUCAUGCUAGCGUUCUUGGAAUGUCCUCCCCUGUUUUGAAAGCCAUGUUGAAGAACACUAAACCUAAUGAUCGUCGUCAUCAUCGAUCCAUAUCAAUCCGUGGCGUUCCUCAUGAGGCUGUUCGAGUUUUCGUUCGAUUUCUCUAUUCAUCGUGGCAAGAACCGAGCGAAAUCAAGGAAAACGCGUUACCUUUGUUGGUUCUUUCGCACAAAUACGCGGUUCCUGAGUUGAAACGCGUAUGCGAAAGACAAUUAGAGAUUGGGAGGAUGCUAACGAUGGAGAACGUUAUAGACAUUUUGCAGCUCGCACUAUUAUGCGACGCUCCUCGUCUAAGCCUUAUAUGUCAUCGUUUCGUAGCUCAAAAUCUGAAAGCAGUUUCGGUAACCGAUGGUUGGAUGGUGAUGAAAGAAAGUCAUCCAAUUCUAGAAAACCAACUUAAGCAAUCAAUACGUCAUGAAGAAUUGAAACAAAACGAAAAGAAGAGAAGGAUAGACGAGAGGAAAGUGUAUGCCGAGUUGUAUGAAGCUAUGGAAGCUCUUGUGCAUAUAUGUAGAGAAGGACGACUAAGAACAACGAUAGGAUCACACGACAAGAAGGAUUUAAAAAACGAUCAGCAGCCAAGUGGUCAUGUUUCGUCUUGUAAGGUGUUAGAACUGUUAGUACGACAUUUCGCCGGUUGCAAGUUAAGAGUGGGCGGCGGUUGUAUUCGUUGCAAGAAAAUGUGGCAACUCUUGGAAUUGCAUUCCCAUCUAUGCGCCGAAUCGAAUGCGUGCGUAGUCCCUUUGUGCAGGAAUUUCAAGCAAAAAAGAGUAAUAAUGGAUCAAAAGAAGAAGGACGAGAUCAAAUGGAGAAUUUUGGUGAGGAAGAUCAUAAGAACAAAGAGUAUAACAGGAGCACCAUUCUUUCAAUACGUUUGAAUUUGAACGUGAAGAAAUAAAUAAGCAAAGUUCUUGCAAUAUAUUUAUAUUUUUUUGAAAGCAUUUGGGUGAGUUGGCUAUUGUAUUUGAGUUCUUGAUUUGAUAUAUUAUAUAUUUUUUUGGUUAGAUAUAUCAAUAUAGAAACUCUAGAAUAUGAUGUAUAGAUUUCUUUCAAAAGAAUUCAUUCCAAGAAAAUUUGAUUUUUCCUACACUUACU